Molecule: messenger RNA, 1740 nt
Organism: Alternaria ethzedia
Lineage: Eukaryota; Fungi; Ascomycota; Dothideomycetes; Pleosporales; Pleosporaceae
Exons: 3
Coding region: 1-1740 (579 amino acids)
Source: RefSeq, a predicted model, not a curated record
AUGUUCCAUGUGAACUUCAGCGGCGGUCUGGUCGAGAUCGCGGCUCUGACUGCUGUGAUCGGGGGCUCGACUGCUGAAUUGAUUGCUCUAGGGAAUCGCGGCGCUUGCGGUUUGCCAUGGGCGGCUUUGAGCUCCUUUGGGUCGAUCUUCAUCGUCAAAGCAUGCAUAUCCGCCUGCACACCAGGAUGGCUUCGAGAUACCGUUGGUGUGAGAACCAGUGGCUCUGAUAAGGCUAUUGGGUGUUGCAUGAGUCUGAGUAGGAAGGCAAACAGUCGCGUAGUCACUGGCAGUGCUGUUGGAGUGACGGUGAAAUGGACCAAGACCAGCGAAGGUUCUACUUUGAUAACCGCUGGGAGCGAAGAUUUCGAAGAUGUUUACGCUUUCGAUGAAUGGACGGCCGGCCCGUUGCGAUCUUGUGCAGUAAUGCAACCUGGGGAGCAUCUACAAGCUCACGUCUACAUGCGAGAUCAUUACUGGGAGAUUGUACAACGCUCACAGACCAGAAACGACUGGAUUAUUACGUUUGCAACCUUGCUGAAGGUCGUAGAGAUGUAUCUGCUCUACCACUUCGGCUCUCGACGCGUCUUCCUGGUUACUGGAGUCAUCUGGGCGUACACCUUCUUCUCGGCGAUCGCGUUGCAGUUGUUUCACGUCGGAAGAGCUACAACACCUGGCGAGCAGUCAAGACAUUUUGAUGUCGUCUCUGGGUCGCUGCCUACACCGCAAGUGAUUGGGGGAGAGCGCAGGAUUCUCCUCGGGGUACCUGUCAACCUUCGCAGAGGUCGCGCGUGGCAGAUAUUCUGGAUUAUAGGCGCCGCCGUUUGCAUUACUUCCCUUCUCGGCACAUACGCCGUUCUUUCGAAUGAGCCGGCCGUUUGUUUCCGGAUCUGGCUUGGUUUCCAGGUCAUCUGGCUUGCGCUUCGAUCGAUCUUCUUUCACUUCGCACAGCAGGUAGACGACAUGAAACACAUCAUUACACCGAACAUAACGGACGAGAACCGGCCACCCGAGUUAAGUUUGCGGCUACUCGGACUGGCGGUUGGAGUGUCGAAGCACCAAAUUCUGAACCACCCCCGCGGCGUGCUUAGCUAUGCAAACGACGCACAAGAUCCCGUGAUUAUUGGGAGGCUCUUGAGCGACGCCAAUUUGGAGUACACAGACUACUUCGAGCUUCCAACGCGUGCAGAUUCAGGAUCGGAGCUGGGCGUCACUGUGGUCGGCGUCAUUGGUGACACUUUACUCUCAAGUGUCGCAUGGCUCAUGGGCUCGCCUCUGGCCGGAAUGGAUCUUUACGAUUCAUGUAUUUUGGCUGUCCGUGUCUCUGGCGCGAUACAACUGAUACCGUCGUGUCGCGUGCUCUCCGGUCGCAUCGCCGACGAACAAGUCCCGGACCCCGAGACGACGUUGCCUUCCAACUUCCGACCCAAAGGCGCAGCGAACGAGGGUUACAACAUUAGCUGGCGGUACUGGAUACCAUGCGGCGGGAAGAUGUGGUUGUGGUACAGCACACCGUGGGCGACUACCACAAAGGUCGACUUGGGUAUCACGGGUACGAAGAAGAUGACAGUCACAACAGGAGAUGACAUCACCAAAGAGCUCUUGUCCGGGACGUUGCAGAUCAGUAUGAGCGAUGUACAAGCCGUUGAAGAUGCUAUCGCGCAGUCUGCGAGGGCGGGUACAAUUCUGCAAAAUAUGUUAAGAGAAGAUUUCACACGAUUCGAGAAGAGCGCAGAAUCGUAG